Molecule: messenger RNA, 1851 nt
Organism: Papilio xuthus (Asian swallowtail)
Lineage: Eukaryota; Metazoa; Arthropoda; Insecta; Lepidoptera; Papilionidae
Exons: 1
Coding region: 373-1359 (328 amino acids)
Source: RefSeq, a predicted model, not a curated record
AGUACUUCAACCAACGGUCGUUUAGGAAACACCCAUAUUCCCAAUAUGCUAUUACUGCAAAUUUUUUAGUUUUUGGUUAGUAUUCCGAUCUUAAAACAUCAAAUAGGGUAUAGGAAACCAAAACAAGGAAUACUUUAAUUACUUCGUUGUUUAAACUUAUUUUGGCCACCAAAAAUGGACACUUAUACAUAGAAACGAUAGCUUGCAAUGAUCACCCUUUACAAAGAGAAUGCCUACGUCCCUCGCAUAGCGCACUUCGCUAUAACAAAGAUAAAAAUUAUCAAUAUUGAUUAAACGCUGAUAUAUCGUUAUUAAUCAGUGGUGAUUCGUUUGUGCGCGGUGUGUUACUUAUUGUGAAUUAAUUUGUUAGAAAUGGGCGCGACGGGGAAGUUUAUGGUGACAGCGCUGUUGUCGUGCGCCAUCACCGGGAUCGUCUCCACAACUUACAUCAUAUUGUGCUGCCUCGCGCUUAUCUUCAGGUUCGACUGCUCCACAGCCCAGACCCUAGUGCAAAACUCUGAUUACUUCCUAAUUUUAAUUUAUAAGCAAUACAUACAAGAUGAAAGUUGUGGAACAUUUUUACCAAUAGAAGACUUGACGGAAUCUAAAUCUGUGUUCGUGCUAACCGCAGUGUCAUUAGCGGUGUCUACAGCCAGCCUUGUCGCCGCAUUGUCUCUGACAAUAUCAGUACUCAGCAGAGGAUGUUGGUACUACCUGGACUUCGGGGCGUAUGUACACAUCGGCUUAUGUCUGGCGAUGCUUGUGGUUGACAUUACUUUCGCCGUACAUUUCGGCUCGGACUAUACCACACUUACGGAUAAAUUAAACGCCAACUCAGUAAUGGCACCAACUAAUUAUCUGAUAGAUACGUUGAGAAUCGGUUCCUUCUUCCUCAUGGUACUAACUAUGAAAGGAUUUAUGGCUCACAUAGUGAACUUGGUGCUACUGGUGAUGUUGAUUUAUUACUUGCACAGUAAAAACGCCGAAGAGAGACAGCAACAUUCCAUCCACAGCCGAGGACUAUUAAAUGCUUUUGAACAACCCAGUUACAAUGACCCUUGGCCGGUGCAGCAGGGUUGGACUUCGACGCUAGGAUCCGUUGGUAACGCCCAUCCGGGCUAUAUGUAUAACGAAGGGCCUCAACGGUCAUCGAAUUGGGAAUUCGUGCAAGGCAACCGUUUCCCAGGGCAGGACUUGCAGCCACGUGCGGGUACUAUGCCGCCCCGCCCGUUCUCGUACUCCGAGGACCCAGGACUGACACCGUCGAUGCUGAGACCCACUCCACCCAAGCCUUACACGCCGAAUCCCGACUAUAGCCCAAACCCACGUUUGAAAUCUGCCUUGAAGAGUACCUAUUAGUUAUUAAGUAAAUUAUUUUUUUAAUAUACUUUUUGUAGUAAAACCUUUAUGUCUCAAACGUUGAAAGUUUUUUUUUUAUGAUUUAAACCAUAAUAACCUGACUCAAAAUCGUAUUUAAAGUUAGGUUAGGUUCGUGCAACUUAAAAUUUUCCCCUUGUUAUUUAUUUUAUAGUCAUAAAGCAGUGUCUACAUAUGUUAAGUUAAUUGUUUCUUGUAUUGAUUUAUCAUUUACGUAUCUACAUUAUAUUUAUAAUAAAAUAAUUACGUCAUUCUUUUAUCUAAUAUCGUGGUCUUAGAUACAUCAAACGGAAAUAAUAGCAGUUUCUUUAUGUAGCAUUUUACAAUUUGAGCUUGUAAACUUACGUAGGUCUGUGGCGCCAUCUGUCGAAACAUAUGUAUGAAACUUCUUGCUAUGAUAAAAGUUGAUUUGUAAAUAUCAUAAUUAAGUACGUAUUUAGAUGUAUCUGUGUAUAUUUAUUCCAUAUUACUACU